Molecule: messenger RNA, 6647 nt
Organism: Sycon ciliatum
Lineage: Eukaryota; Metazoa; Porifera; Calcarea; Leucosolenida; Sycettidae
Exons: 2
Coding region: 1049-2167 (372 amino acids)
Biological process (GO): DNA recombination; DNA integration
Molecular function (GO): DNA binding
Source: RefSeq, a predicted model, not a curated record
UCUCCCGCAUGGAGAUGCCGUCCGCGGACACGCCAAAACCGGCUAAGUCUCAUACGAGCUCCGCUAAAGUCGUACGCACUGCCGGGCUCCCGCGUGGGGCCCCACGCAAGCAUUUGCAACCGCGACGCGCGUACGGCAUGACGUAUAAGCCACCUAUCAGCCUUGGGUGCAAGCUCACCCAAGGCCACCCUCGCAAGGCAGGAACAAGUAAAGACAUUCACCAGUUGUUUGUUGUGUUUGCCCGCCGCAGAAAUUGUUUUAAUUUGAAAUUGUCUUCUUCUAAGCUUCCGCUCUCAGCGAUAGUCUUUACACCCACCAUGGCUUUCUCGGAUUCACAAAUGGAGUCUAUCCAGCAGAUCGUGGCAGCCAGCGUGGCAGCAGCCCUCAGUGGCAACGCACCGGAGAACGUCACGGAGCACCAAGAAGACGGCUCGCAAGCCGCGCGCAUAACAUCCCGCCGGAUGUCCACCUCCCGCCGGAGGAUCGCCUACAGACACCACCGCCGCAAGCAACGGCUCCGCGAGCCAACGCUUCGCCGCCCGCUGUCUUUUAGUAUUGUUCUGUGUGCCUAUCCAGGGUCGCUAGCCCCGCUCGGAUUACAUCCCGCCGAACAUAUAACUCCCGCCGGAGAAUUGCUUACAGACACUGCCGCUGCAAGCUGCGGCUCUGCCGAACCAAGGCUGCGCCGCCCGCUGUCUGUUGUUCUGUGUGUCUGUCCAGGGUCGCCAGCCCCGCUUGCAUAACAUCCCGCCGGAUGUCCACCUCCCGCCGGAGGAUCGUUUACCGCCGCAAGCCACGGCUACGCAAGCCAACGCUUACGUGCCACCCCCAUGCGUCCACCCGCAAGGCUAAGUACCUAUGGGUUAGGCCAAUAGCAGAGGCUCCCACCCCGCGGGGCUGGGGGAGGGGGCUCUCGGGUCGUAUUUGCAUUAGCCCCACAGCAUGGGGGCGAACCUCGGCCAAACCAGUACCGGAACGCCCCGCCGAGGUCAGGGGGGAGAUCUUCCACUAGCAUAACCCACGGGUCCCCUGCUUACAAUCCGCAGCCAUGCCGCCGGGCCAGUGCGUUCCGGGAAGCGGGCCGCUGUUCGGCGACCCGGCGCAGCACACAUACACCGCAGCUUGGCCGCCGUGCCACCCUGCCUGUUUAGGGAACAUGCUCGUGUGCGGACGUAUGCGUGUGUGCGUUUGUGUUGCAUGCACUUGUGCCUGUGUCCUCCUAGGCUCGCUAGCCGCCGCUCUCUCAGCGCGAGCAGAGCACCUGAUUGCCAACUCAGUAGCCACUGGCACACAGCGCACGUACGCCCCAGGCUGGCGUGCAUUCUUGGAGUUCAUGGGUCGCAUGCGCCGCGACGCACAUCACCCAGAUCAGAACGACGUCCUGCUGUUCGCUGCCGCAAUGUCCCACUCAGUCAGCGCCAGCACUCUGAGAGUCUACCUGGCCGCGAUCAAAUACCACCUCCUCCGCAUGGGAGGCCCGGUCGGGGUUACAUCCUCUAACCGCAUCACAGCCCUGCUCAAGGGCUUGGAGAGGGAGAGAGCGUCACUUCCCAGGCAUCCGUCAGCACGCCCUCAGCGCCAAGCGAUCACCGUCCACAAGUUGAAGGCUCUCCGCCAGUUCUUGGAUCGGACCUUGUACUCCCCGGCAGACAGACUAAUGCUAUGGGCUGCUCUGACGACAGCCUUCCACGGCCUGCUGCGUGUGAGUGAGUACACGUCGCCGUCACCAUACGGUCCCGGCGGCCUCAAGACACUGAGGCGCGAACACCUCCGGCUAGCCCAGCAGGAGGCCUCUCUGCAGCUCCAGAGGACGAAGACGUCUCAAUUAACAAUAGGCGGGGAGGUAGCGCUGCAUCGCUACGCCGACCCCGCACUAUGUCCCGUCCGAGCCCUGCAGGCUUACGUUCGGUCCAGCAAAUGGAGCAAUGACAAGCAACCCCUAUUCAAGUUUCAGGAUGGUCGCCAGCUCACGCCGAACGACAUCAAUGCUGUACUACACAAAGUGCUAGGUCCAAGCAUCAGCAGCCAUUCCUUACGCGCCGGGGGAGCCACACACAUGGCGGAUCGAGGCGCACCGGAGUAUGCCCUGAUGGCUGCAGGCCGCUGGUCCAGCGGGGCAUAUCGCACGUACAUUCGCAGGCCCGCAGGCAUGCCACAGCACUACUAGAGCCUGCGUGUCGCAAGCCACUCGGUACCUUUAUUGGAGGCACGGGUGCUGCCAAUGGGCGCCGCAGAGUGCACGCACAUCGGCACCAUUGAACUAUUCAUGUGUACUAAGAUUUAGUGUUCCGCUGCCAUAGCAACCUAGUAGUACACGUAGCCGUUCCGACGGCGCAGGACCCCGCGGGUCGCUUCUGCUGUCCUUGCCUCUCUGAUGCGUGAUAUGUGUACAUCAUUUAUAAUCAUGACCUCAUACUGAGUACAUGUACGUCAUACUUGAUUACCGAUCACAGGCUCAUGAUUAUUCAUGCUGGAAUAAACGCUUGCGACACCCCACAGUACACAUGGUACAGGCUCGUCUCUAAAGUGUGGCAUGAGGGUUAAGUUUUGUUUUUUCACGGCUGAGCGUAGCGAAAGAGUGCAAAAAACGUAUUUUUCACUCACAAAUAUUUUCGUGCAUUUGCUCUUGUUCUGCGCAACUCCGUUGAACCUGCCAUCGUGGUCUUUGUUUUUCCUCGUGGUAGUUGAAGUUUUCAAGUGCUCCAGUUUUUAGUUUCCACUCGCAGCCACACAACACCACAACUCAUCUUAUUAUUUUUUCAGAGUAGAUCUACAGUGUAAUAGUCCAGAAGAAAGAAACGACAGUGCCGUGCACCGUCUAUAAUGAAUCGGUCCAGCCUACAAAAGGUCCACAUCGCCUGAUUGGGCCUGCAAGCUGAUGUACCAGUAACCUGACGUUUUUGGGAGCUGCAGAUCGAUCUGCGAAAGGCGGAAACAGCUAAAACGAGCUGAGCGCAAUCCGCCACACACAAGCAAGUUUGGUACUAUACCAGGCGGAGCAGAGUCACCGUUGACAGCUACACAAAUCAGGGCGUUUCGGACGACCAGCAAAGAUUGUGGAAGUAAAAUUUAGUUGACAAAACAAUUGGUCACUCAGUUCCGACAUGUCGAGUCGACACCUACCUGUACCGCAACCAUACCCCUCAAAGGCUUCAGCGAGUCCUUGAGAGUUUUCCGUGGGCGCAGUGAUGAGAUCGAGAGUCUACGGAGUCGGUGAUGAGCGCUGUCGAUCACAACAUCGUGUCCCAAAUGGUGGCGAAGCUCCUGGCAGAGCUGACACCGCAGUCAUACUGAAGUAGUUGUCUGAUAUCGUGGCGAAGGGCAGCAAGUUCGUAGCUGUCUGUUGACAACACCAACCGGAGUUCACUGGGACAGCCAGCCAGUUUUCGCACCGCACAUGGACCGGAGAGAAAAGAUAAGUAUCAGUACUUGAGACUGUGGAUGUUUUUUCGAUAAUUUACGAAGUACAUAAUCAUGUAGUUGACACAAUCGAAAGGGGUGUACAUGCCGUCGUAUUCAAGGGAGCAAACAAACGCCCAGCCCGUACCGCCCUAGGCCCUACACAGGGUGCAUGAUCAAUGUCACGGGACCAUCAGAAUGUUAUGGAUGUGCAGAGCGAGGUACAUGACUGUAUCGUGUUUGUAGAGACAACCAUGAACAACAAGAGUAGUUAGUUUGUCAGUCUGAGUACAAAAAUCGGGCAACAAUGGCAUGGCAGUAAAUGUUGUCCAAGUCAAACAUCGUGCAAAAUGCUAGUAGAUUUACGGCCAGGUGUAAUCGACGUCCGCAGCCAUCGGACACACAAGGGGGGGGGGGGGGGGGACAAUUGGCCGGCAGGACGAGACAAAUGUUUGUUUGUUUUUUCACGGGUGGGGCCCACCAGACAUGGUUCCAGAAGAAAUUCACGCAAAAGUUGACUGCUUGCUGACUUCAAACUUGUAUUCCUGAGGUGCCCAUCCACCUCACUCACGUCAGAUUAUUAGUAGUAUUAUUCACACAUUUCUACCGAAUGAGUACGCGGCUAAGCAGUACAGGGAGCCAGCAUAAUAUGUUCUCUCAGCAUAAAAGCAAGCAAAGAAUAAGGAGUACAUGGGCAAUGGAAACAGUUCCAAAGUACAGCCUGGGAUUGUAUGAGUGCAAACAUGUACGACAAUAGUCAUGUGCUAUUACAGCAAGCGACAACAACACAACAGAGAAUGUGACAGCAACCGCAGGGGGGCGUGCGAUGUUGACCAAGGUUGGGAAGCAGUACUGUCCAAGUUUCCUUCGUCCAGAGAGUAAGACUAGGGUUCCUGAACACGCUCAAAAUAAGUGUACGUUCCAGACGGAGCGAUAACUAAAGCGGCAGGUAGCGCGUAGUCCUCACUCGGUCGCUGCAGUCUGCAAUGUGCGAGGUGAGGUAACAUGAUGGCACACUGCACAACUCCACUGUUGUAACGCCAAACCAAUUCAUAAAAGUUAAGCCACCACUUUGAUUGUGUAAGGUGUGCGAGACACCCCAGUCAGCUGCCAGGCCAAGUCAACUGGUUAAAGCUUUACGUAUCUUGAUCUUGCUCGUGCAUGCCGUCCUUAUGUUUUCGGUGUUGAAUCUUAAUGAAGCAUUUAUAUAUGUUUUCCUCUUGCUGUCCUUUCAGUACCAAGCCAGUACCUAGGCCGUGGAACAGACACCGGAUCACCCACGACUGGACAUGAUGCAAGCGAUUGGGAACGGCCUUGUGUGGUGUAUAAAUGGGUAACCCGGCUUGCCAUUAUUUAGUGUGUAUGUAAGUGAUGACGGAGUGAGUAAGAAGCCCGAUGGGCAGUGAUGACACAUGAUUGCGUAGGGCUUGAUGCAAUAAUCACGGAGAAGCCCAAUGGGCAGUGAGGACACAAUAUUGUGUAUGGCUUGAUGCCAUGAUGAGGGAGAAGCCCGAUGGGCCGUGAUGACACAUGAUUGUGUAUGGCUAGAUGCCAUGAUGAGGGGGAGGGAGAAGCCCGAUGGGCAGUGAUGAGUAUGGCUUGGUGCCAUGAUGAGGGAGAAGCCCGAUGGGCAGUGAUGACACAUGGUUGUGUAUGGCUUGAUGCCAUGAUGAGGGAGAAGCCCGAUGGGCAGUGAUGGCACAUGGUUGUGUAUGGCUUGAUGCCAUGAUGAGAGAGAAGCCCGAUGGUCAGUGAUGACACAUGAUGGUGUAUGACUUGAUGAACGAUCAUGUGGUUAUGAAUAAUUACAGACAUGUUGAAACCGAGUGAGAGAGAGAGAGAGAGAGUGAGAUUUACAUAGAGGUAUGUGGGUUUUUAUGUCUCGGUACCGGCUUUUCACCCCGUUUUUUGUCGGGGCACGCGGAGGAGUGUACGUGCACUGGCAGUACGUGUGUGUACAGUAUGUGUGUGUACAGUACGUGUGUGUGUGUACAGUACGUGUGUGUACAGUACGUGUGUGUGUGUACAGUACGUGUGGGUACAGUGAGUGUGUGUGUGUGUGUGUGUGUGUGUACAGUGAAUGUGCGUAAGGGUGCAUGUGUGUGCAGUAAAUGUGUGAGGGGCGGACGUGUGCAUUCGAUACAGGAUUCCUUCUCUUGCAGGAACUGAACGGACGUCCAGCCCAAUUACGGAAGUACAGCACCUCACAUUGAAUUUACUGGCAGUACUACUCCAUGAUGUAGCACUCGCAACCUAACACGGGAAUUUUCGGGCAUUUCGCAGAGAUUUUGUCGGCUCGGAGUGCACUGCUGAUCAUGUUAUCCUGGCUGAUGUGUGCUCGCCCGGUUGCCACCGGACCCAGCCUGGCCUACUAGUGAGCAUCCCAGGGCAGGUCUGGCCGGGUCUCCAUAAUGUUCGUAGUAACUAUACACUUGGCCACAGAUGGUGGUCACAGUGCCCAAGACUUUGGCACACUGGCGCCAUGCGCCACACUGCUCGUUUUCCUUGUCCAAAUCUAUGUGUGCUGCUUUCCUAUCGGCCUCACUAUCCUUUACAUCGUGAGUGUGAUUGCUCUGGUAGACCACUACCCCAUCUACUGAACAGUCGCUUUGUGAGUGAAAAGUUUUGUUUUUUCACGGCUGAGCGUAGCGAAAGAGUGCAAAAAACGUAUUUUUCACUCACAAAUAUUUUCGUGCAUUUGCUCUUGUUCUGCGCAACUCCGUUGAACCUGCCAUCGUGGUCUUUGUUUUUCCUCGUGGUAGUUGAAGUUGCCCGCCCACCCACCCUGGUUUCAUGGGAGUCGUCCGCUGUUCUUCUUGACAAUCUAUGCCUAUGUGUGUGGCUUAUGAUUAUGACAUACACCGGUUAUUACAUACCAUUUCUUGCUAUCUUUAUUCUUGGGUCUGACUGGCAGCGGGGCAGGAAUUAAUGAAAAUAGAAAGGUUUUUUGGCCGAAAGGCGUGUUUUUCCUCUAGCCCGGUUGAGCGGUCGCGGCUAGGAAUGUAGGGAGUCAUUGUUUUUCAGGCGCUCCCCUGCUGCCCAGUCACCCAUGCUCACCACUGGCCAUGCUGUUUCACUUGAUUUCACGGCCUUUUCUCCCGCUUGCUGGCGGUUCUUUGAUGGAUUUAGAUGUUUUUCGGCUAUUUAUCUAUUCUGUGGCUGCGAGUGUGGUUUUUUGCUUCUACUCAUUUCUGGAAAACCACCACGGUGGUGAGUGUGAUUGCUCUGGUAGACCACUACCCCAUGUA